AUGAUGAGCGGAGGAUGCAUCAGCUGGAAAAGCCAGAAACAACGGACGGUCGCGCUAUCUUCAACAGAAGCAGAAUACAUGGCGCUUUCCGAAGCAACCAAAGAAGCAGUAUGGCUCAAGGUGCUUUUGGGGGAACUUGGUGAGAUGACAAGCGACGAAGCGAUCAAGAUGUAUGAAGACAACCAAGGAUCAAUCGCUCUCGCCAAGAACCCGGAGUUCCAUAAGAGAACAAAACACAUCGACAUACGCUACCAUUUUGUGCGUGAGAAGGUGGAAUCAGGUGAAGUCGUUUUGGAGUAUUGCCCGACUCAAGAUAUGCUGGCAGACAUGAUGACCAAGCCGAUCGCCGCUGUACAAUUUGAAAACAUUCGCGAUCGACUUGGGAUCCAAGGUGCCGCAGCUAACGAGUCGAGAGGGAGUGUUGAAAAGACAGCGGCUGUGAAGAAGACACCUCGUCAAGCUGCGUCAAGUGUUGAAGCAAGUGGAAGACCAAGCUUCGCUAUACCGGUGGGUACCGGUAUGUACCAGUAA
Peronospora matthiolae is the source of this 531-nucleotide messenger RNA. The record is from the annotation of a GenBank genome assembly. NCBI's taxonomy places the organism in Eukaryota, Oomycota, Peronosporomycetes, Peronosporales, Peronosporaceae.